CUAUUCAACUUGCUAGCACCCCUCUUCCUCUCGGCAUACAUUUGAACUGUUGACGAAUUUCACUUGUCUCUGCUGGAGUUCUGGCCUGAAAGUUUUGACCGGGAGUUAUUUUGUAGAGUGAGACUGGACUAAAGAAACAAGAGAUAAAUCGGGAGCUCCUGCUAAAAUAAUUCUGAGAAGAAAGGGGAAAUAAUUCUAACAACCUGUUGACUCAUUCACAAAAGAUACGACAGCCGCAAACAUACGCGGAAGUUGUUUUUAUUUAGAAAUUGUUAAUAAGAAACACGUUUUUGGAUUUUUGUUUCUUUUGUUUUAUAUAGCAUGCCUUCGUCGCGACUCUUUUCGCUGUGCAUGCAGGUUGUAAAGGAAGCUCUCUCAAAACAGAUGGCACAGUGAUCUCAGAUGCUAAACAAAUUAAGAACGAAUUUAAAGUUUUUUAAGAGUACGAAUCCAGUGUGUGAGGCAAAGAAGGCUAUUUUUAAUGUUUUUCAAGCGGGACGUUUUCUUGGUAAAGACGCGGAUUGCACGAGUUGCCGGUUUCUUCAGAAUGAGAGUUUCUACUGCGUCGGGAUAAGACCUACAGUAGGAAGUGUACGCGAGCAACACUGCAAUUUGCUGUCAAUACAAUAACAGAUGGAAUUACGGCGUCGGGACAGACCUUAGAGACUGACAGACAGGAGACUCAUUUAGCGGGAGCGACAGCAGUCGCAGUGUCAGGUGAGGCGGUCCCCAUGGACCUGCGGGUGGGCCAGCGUGCGGUUCGGCCGGGCUCAGACACGGCCAUGCUCACGCCCCUCCCCCACCCCCACCCCCUCCUGCUGCCCAGUACCUUCUCACCCCAGCCCUGCUCCCAGUUCUCCCAGCAGCAGCUGCACUUCAGGUUCAACAUGGAGCAGAGGAGGCGCGAGCAGGAGCAGGAGAAACAGCAGGAGCUGCAGCAGCUCUGGCACAAGGACAAGAGCAAACAGAGUGCUGUGGCCAGUUCAGCAGUGAAGCAGAAACUCCAGGAAGUAAUUCUGAAAAAGCAGAAACAGGCUGCCCUGGAGAGGACCAGCUCCAACCCACUUAGCGGCCCACCUGUGGGAUACAGGGAGCUGGCCCCAGACCCUAGCGCACCCCCUCAGUCCGGAAUGGUGCCAUCUCCCGGACAACAGCCUGUGGGCGACACCCCCGACGGUGACCCACCACUACGGCGAGCAGCCAGGUUCGCGGCUCACGGAAAAGACGGAAAAGAAGUAGUUUCAGCAUCGGAGCCCAACCUGAAGGUGAAGCACAAGCUGAAGAAACACCUGAACACCCGGAAGAGUCCGCUGACCCGUAAGGAGAGCGCGCCGCCCGCCGUCAAGCACCGAGUCCCCGACACUCUGGACUCCUCUCCCAGCAGCAGCAGCACCCCAGUGUCUGGCUGCAGCUCCCCAAACGACAGCCUGGAUAAUGGUGUGCUCCCUGCGGCAGGACUGUCCCACGAGGCUCAGAGGUUGCUGCUGCAGGAUGGCACCCUGGCCCAUUUCACUGUGCAAACCGCCUCCACCAUGCCCACCAUCACCCUGGGGCUGCCUGCUAAUGCCAAGAGCAAUGCUGAUCUGGGCUCUAUGAAGGUGGGCCGGGUUCUGGCCGGGACUCCUCAGGUGUACCUGCCCCUCGGGCUGGAAGAGGCCAGCAGCUCCCUGCCUCCUCACCUUCAGCCUGUGCUCAUCCUGGAGCCCUCCGGCCUGGUGCACUCCCCAAUGAUGGCUGUUCCAGGGCUGGGUUCUGUGCCCCUGCAGUUUGCUCCCCAUCUAGAAUGCCUGACUACACUGGGCCACAAACCUCUGAGCAGAACCCGCUCAGAACCUCUCCCCCAGAGUCCCAGAGCCCUGCACCCCCACCUGCUCCAGCAGCACCAGAACAGCCAGCACCUGGAGCGGCUCAAACAGCAGACCCACUUGGGCAAGCUGAUGUCCAAGUCGAGCGAGAAGCCGCGGCUCAAACAGAUUCCCUCGGAGGACAUGGACUCAGAGGAGGCGGGGCCGGCCCCCGGAGACGUCCAUCAGGGCAGGCCGCGGGCGGAGUCGCUGCGGGAGGCGGAGCCUGUCUCCCCGGGAGACGGUCAGGGAGAGCAGAUCAACCUGCAGCAGACUCUCAUACACAACCAGUCAUUGUUAUGGGAGAAACAACAGCAGUUGCACCAGCUGCGUCGUCAGACAGUCCAAAUGGAGACUCUGGCAGUUCCCAUGGCGCUUGGCCCGGCCCACCGACCCCUCUCCCGAGCCCAGUCCUCCCCGGCCUCCACCUCCCAACUGCUGCCAGACAAGACCCUCCCCAUGCCCCCCACAGAGACCCCCAGCAAGCCCCGCUUCACCACGGGCUUGGUUUACGACUCCCAAAUGCUGAGGCACCAGUGCACCUGCGGAGACAACAGCAGCCACCCGGAGCAUGCUGGGAGAAUCCAGAGCAUCUGGUCCCGACUGCAGGAGACAGGCCUGAAGAGCCAGUGUGAGAGAAUCGGGGGGAGGAAGGCCUCUCUGGAGGAGCUGCAGUCAGUGCACACUGAGCGCCACGUCCUGCUGUACGGCACCAACCCCCUCAACCGCCUCAAACUGGACAACCGCAAGCUGGCCGGAAUCCUUUCUCAGAGGAUGUUUGUGAUGCUUCCGUGUGGGGGUUGCGGGGUGGAUAACGACACCAUCUGGAACGAGAUGCACACCUCCACCGCGUCCCGAAUGGCGGCGGGCAGCGUGACAGAGCUGGCCUUCCGUGUCGCCAAAAGAGAGCUGAAGAAUGGUUUUGCAGUGGUGAGACCCCCUGGACACCAUGCUGACCCAUCUAACCCCAUGGGUUUCUGUUUCUUUAACUCUGUGGCUAUUGCAGCAAAACAGCUGCAGCAGAAGCUUAGCGUCAGUAAGAUCCUCAUUGUGGACUGGGAUGUUCACCAUGGCAACGGUACCCAGGAUGUGUUCUACAACGACUCCAGCGUGCUCUACAUCUCGCUCCAUCGCUAUGACGAUGGCAACUUCUUCCCUGGCAGUGGUGGGCCAACUGAGGUGGGAUCAGGGCCUGGAGAGGGAUUUACUGUCAAUGUGGCGUGGACGGGCGGCCUCGAUCCUCCCAUGGGUGACGCGGAGUACCUGGCAGCCUUCAGGACAGUGGUGAUGCCCAUCGCUCAGGAGUUCUCCCCAGAUGUGGUCCUGGUCUCGUCAGGGUUCGACGCCGCUGAGGGGCACCCCCCAGCCCUGGGGGGGUACAAAGUCUCGGCCAAAUGUUUUGGGUUCCUGACGCGGCAGCUGAUGCUCCUGGCGGGCGGGCGGGUGGUCCUGGCCCUGGAGGGGGGUCACGACCUGACGGCCAUCUGCGACGCGUCCGAGGCCUGCGUCAACGCGUUGCUCGGCAACGAGGUGAAGCCCCUGUCUCAGGACGCCCUGCAGCAGAGGCCCUGCCCUAACGCCGUGCGCUCGCUGCAGAGGGUGCUGCAGAUCCACGGUCAGUACUGGCUGUCAGUGAGGCGUUUUGUCCACACGGUGGAGCUGUCCUACCUGGGCGCUCAGAAGAGGGACUGCGAGGAGACGGACACUGUCAACGCAUUGGCCUCUCUCUCUGUGGGCGUCCUGGCCAGCAAGAGUCUCUCCGAUGAGCCUAUGGAAGACCAGGAUGACUCCAUGUAGAGAACUGUGACCUUUCAAGCCUUUGGACACUGUUUUCCCACCACUGACCUCUGACCUGUUGGUACUGUCCUGUGUCUGAGAACGAGGCCUUGCUCUACCCUGCACCAGCUCUUGCUCCCCCCGUCCCCUCCCAACACCGACUGUGCCUCCAUUGUCCACUCAAGCCGACUACUACGCCUCUACACAGAUACUACUACUCUUCAACACCAAGUGCAUCGGAUGCGGGGGACCUCAGCGCAGCUUGGCUGACCCGAGCAAUGCCCCUUUCACUUUAUACACGUUGGCAUAAAGACAGACCUCGUUCUUCCGUGACUUCAGAGAAACAGGCACAGAAUCUGUUAGUGAAGGAAAAGAGAAUUUUGGGAGCUAACCAUUACUGAAGAACAGAAGUCCAGUACCACAAUGUUAUUCUCACCUUAAUUGUUUUGUACCUUUUUGCUGAAGAGACGACUGUUUGCAAUGAAGCAUUCCAAGAGAGCAUUCCUGUCACUGCCUUUGCUUUUGUGGUGCCCCCUAUCUACAAACAUUCUGCCCCUGUGAUUGAAGUUUGUUUUUUAAAUGUACCGGACUUAAACUCAGACUGGAUACAGGCAGGGAAGGAAAGGUGUCUCUUUUUUUGGUCAAAACCAACAGACACACAGCCUUCUAGAAAGGACCAAAACAAGUAUUUUGCUUCCAUGUGGAACACAGAAAGUAGGGGGAGGAGUCCGGCCCCUGUGGAAUGUCUUAUUCUUACUGAUGUCAGUAAUAUUCAUGUUAUUUAACCACUAAAGAAGAAUAAUGAGAAGGAAAACUCGGAGGACUGUGGGGAUGGUUUUUUGUGACUUUUGCACUGUGCUUUCCGUAAUGUGAACCAUGAAAAAAAAAAAAGUCCAUCCUCUGGGACGAUAAGAAAAAACAUACUUACCUUAUUUAAAUAUGAAAAAAUGAAGCAAAAAGAAAAACUUUUAAACUUUAAUUUUGUUUUUAAAUCCUUUUUGCAGUCUUUGUUACAGUCCUUGAAGGUGCACUUACACAUGUGCACAUGUGUAAAGACAUUUCUGUUUGGCCAGAUUUUAUUUUAGGUCAAAGCAAAGACCAAAGGUAAUGUUCCACUCCUCCCUUGGCUCGAAACCAGUGGAAACGUCAAGUUUACAGUGUCCUACAGACUGUAGCAUGCUAAUCACUGUCAGCUAAUGCACACACAUUCACACACACACGCACACACACACACACACACACACUCUCACAUUAAAAGAACAUGCACUCCACUGAUUUCUUUCCACAUCAGAGAUUUAUGGACCAAUAAGAAUCCUUCCUCACAAUGAGGAAAGCAACCAAAUUCAUCCCAACCAAUGAACAUUGAGUAAACAGGCUCCUUUAUGUAAGAGUCUGUUUCCGUGCCUUAGGCAGAGAGGUUCACAGAUUUUAAAUUCGUUUGUGAGAUGAGCCCAGGCUCUCUACGAAAAGCAAUUCCCUCGACCACCGCAGUGCCUCGGCUAGCGAUGUCUUAAAACGUUUAAUCUGUGGACCUGCCAUAUUCGGUGUAGUCAGACAAGAACAUAUCUGCUUACUUUCGCUCAGAAGGGCUCAUUCCAGUUUUCUAUGUAAUUAAAUAUGAAAGAGACCAGUAUUUUAGCCUGUGGACAGACAUACUGUGCCUACUGUAUUGUGUAUAUUUGUUAGUUCAUUGAUAUUAGCUUUAAGAGGACAAAGCUCAAAGUGCAAUUUGGUGGUUUUGUUCCUGAACCGAGUUUGUGUUUUUUCCCGCUCUGAUUGUUGGAGCAGCAGAUGGGUCUACAGCUUUCCUCCACCUCUUACUGCACUGUUGUGUCAGAAAUGUAGAUAAUUUUUAUUGCUUCCCCAUUUUAUUAUCUUUUUUUCCAAUAACAUUGGGGGUGAAACGGUGCAUCAUAUUUCCAAAAAAUGAAAUUGGAAUGUUGGAUCUGUUUUCUUGAAGUGACCAGCAAUCUUCCAUUUUUUAGGUAGCCUAUGCGUUUUUUAAAUACUGGCCUGUAUGUUUUUUUGGGUUGUUUUUUUUGUUAUUUUAAGUACUUUUAAAAAACAUUGCAAUUAGGCUAUAUUACAUAUAGUAUCCAAAAUGGAAGACAUGUUUCAAUUAUGCAGACAGUGUAUUUAGUAUCCCGGUGAAUUGUUUUUAAUUCAGGGUUUAUUUUCUUAAUUAAUCAUAGGAAGAUGGUGUCUUAAUCCUGCCAUGUCAGCAAUAAGACUACAGUGACAUGUUGACACUGAUCCAUUUCACUGUAUAGCAGUCAUUGAGGAUGUAUACCUUCUCUCUGCAAUACAGUAUUUUUUCAAAUAGUAGUUAACUCCUUAAUGUUGCUAUGUUCCCCCAUUUUGACCACCAACGCUUUUUCCUCUGUUACAAUCUGUGUGAAGGAGUCCUGCAGAGCUGCCGGCCCUCAUCGGAAAAUAGCAAAUUACCUCCAAGAUUACACACAAGGCGGGUUAAACUACUAACCAAGGACACCCCCUCCCCCCUCCCCAACAAAAAAAAAGAUUACAUUUUCACCCUUGCACGCCCUUUGAUUCAUGUUGGUGUUUUAACUUCUGGUUUCUAUGAAGCGUGUAGUCUCAUUUGGAUAUACUGGAUCAGAACUAAAGGGCUAAUGCAAAGGAAAUAUGGGCACUCAAUAAUUUUUCACUGUGUAGUGGGCAAUAAGGAGAGUAAUUAGAGGUUAUGUCAAACGGUUCUUGGUGUGGGCCCAGUCAGUCUCACUGCUCCUGUCCCUUGAGCCUGGGCUGAUCACCUGUGUGUCCUCCUGUAGAUGUGUCUUGGAGGGGGAAUGCUUUUGAUCUGUAAUGCUCCAAUGUUUUGUGCGUACUACAUUAUUUAGGGUGAAAUCGAAGACCCUGGGCAGCAUUUGCCCAUUAGAUCCCACCAUUGCAUCCGACGCCCAAUUCUGCUGCAUUGUAGAAUUUAACGUGAAUUAAAACGAACUGUUCAUAGACAUAUUGGCCCAUAACCGACGGCAGUACGUUGCUGCUGUGUCAUUCCAGUCUAUGGUGCUUCUGAAGGGGGCAGAUUUUCUGUGUUUGUCACUGUUGAUGUGGUAAGGUCUAGAGAAUGUGUGUAAUCUCAUUACCUCUCUUUAGCCUUCGCAGAGGCCAGUGGGCCCUUUUGUCUUAAUCAUCCGUGCUUUGUGUUUUUUUUUUUUUUUUUUUUUAAUACUGUAGUUGUUUUUAUUAAAAAUGUUGUAAAUAGCUACCAUGACCAAACGACUUCACCAAUGUGCCUUGAGCUGAAUAAAUGAAGCCCCUCAUUAACUGGAGCUUAAAACAAAAAGAAAAAAAAAUUAGAGAGAAGACUUACUGAAUCUGUUUUAUCUUCUUUGCAAUGGCAUUGUUUAUUUUGAUUUCAUUUCAUUUCUUCUGUAUGUACAGGCAAGAAUGUCUAUUUUGUACUGUUUUUUUCUCUCUCUUCCUUAUUAAAAGGGAAAACUUUCUUGUUGACCCGAAAUGUU
Molecule: messenger RNA, 7105 nt
Organism: Conger conger (European conger)
Lineage: Eukaryota; Metazoa; Chordata; Actinopteri; Anguilliformes; Congridae
Gene: hdac7a
Product: histone deacetylase 7a
Exons: 27
Coding region: 732-3641 (969 amino acids)
Biological process (GO): chromatin organization; negative regulation of transcription by RNA polymerase II
Cellular component (GO): histone deacetylase complex
Molecular function (GO): histone deacetylase activity
Source: RefSeq, a predicted model, not a curated record